GCCUCCGCCCCCGUCCCCUCCUCCUCCUCUUCCAAGCUCCCGUCCUCGUCCUCUGCACCCCUCGCCACCCCUCGGCCCUCGCGCAAAGACGUAUUCCGCCCCCGCUUCCCGCUCGACCCCUUCGCCGGGGCCCCUCCCGCCGCCCUCGCAGAGCCGUGGUUCAUCAAGACCGAGCCGCUCUUUCACGCGACCUCCCUGCGCAGGAGCAAUGUCAUCCUCAUUCUCGGAGCGCCCACCCUCGAGCAGAUUGCGCCCAUCCUGCAGUCCCGUCAACUCUCCAAGUCGCUCGUCAUCCUCGCCACCCACAGACCCCCAGACAUCCCCGGCGUUGCGAUCCCAUCUGUGCGUAUCCUCCAUCUCUCUGCGCCUUUGGCGCUAGAGGACGCUGGUGCGGUGCGUUUCGUCACCGUGCUCGAAUGGGCCGAGCGCGUGGCCAGGUUAUGGCGCAAACACGGUGGCGACGGCGUUCUCGAGCUCUCCGAAGAUGUCGACAUCAACAGCGAGCUUGCUCCCCCCUCCGCCCUGCGUUUCGGCUCACAGAGCACGCCGGCUUCCCCUGGCAGCUCCUCCAUGCAUCUCUCCUCAGACUCUGUCGCGUCCUCGACUUCCCGGCGGUCUUCUCGUUUCGCCUCUCGACCCUCCUCGAUGGCCGCGCUCUCCAUCCGGCAGAAGAAGGUCUCACUCCCGCCCCCAGAUCCAUCCCAGCGACCGUUUGACGCUCUGGUCAACUUCCUCCCCGAGCAGGUGUCGGACAAGGCACUACUGAAGAAUUCCAUCCUUGUGACCACCAUCUCCCGACCCUUCCUGACAUCAAGUGUUCAUCCAUCGGCGGCCCGCUCGCGCGCAAACUCUUCCUCUUCUCCACGUCCACGUUCUAUUUUCAACGCGUUUUCCCGGAGCACCACCUCCGUCUACCUCUCUCCAACUCCUCCCUACCACUCAGGCGACUCGCUCCCGCUUGUCAGCUCGCUCCCGGCGCCGCUGGCGCGCUCGCUCCUCGUGCACCUUCUCCCGCCACCGCACCGGAACGAGUCCCCGUCCUCACGGCGCAGGCUCGUGGAGAGUGUGGAGGGCUUCCUCGUCUCGUUCGCCUUUCAGAGCGCGGUCGCCCCACCUCAGCCCCCGCGAUCGUCGCGGAUGUCGUCCUCAGGAGGGAUCGGGAUGGGAUGGCCAGGACCGAGUCCUCUCGAGCGGGCACGCCCCUACGUCAUGGAAGCCUCAACGUUCCGAGGCACGGUGUCGUGGGAGCCCGGGCUCGCUGCGGAGUACGAAGAUUGGACGGUCGCCGACGUCGUCCUCUGCGGCGCGCUGGACGCAGACGUAUCUGCGAGCCCGAUCGCCGCACAGAAGGCAACCAAGAUGGCCAAGCGAGCCUGGAUAGCCAACGCGGCAGAUCUCAUCAUCAUGCCUUCCGGCUCACCCGACAACGAGAAGGAGGCCGCAUCGACUCCCUCG
Molecule: messenger RNA, 1455 nt
Organism: Epithele typhae
Lineage: Eukaryota; Fungi; Basidiomycota; Agaricomycetes; Polyporales; Epitheliaceae
Exons: 2
Source: RefSeq, a predicted model, not a curated record